Messenger RNA from Radiomyces spectabilis, 601 nucleotides. RefSeq lists its product as uncharacterized. Lineage: Eukaryota; Fungi; Mucoromycota; Mucoromycetes; Mucorales; Radiomycetaceae. The transcript has 2 exons. The record is from RefSeq and is a predicted model, not a curated record. The coding region runs from base 102 to 491 and encodes 129 amino acids.
AGAAAAAUCCCGCCAAAAAGCAUACAGCGAAGAAAGAAAGAAAGCAUAGAGAAAUAAAACAAAAAGGAAAAGGAAAAGGGAAAGGGAAAAAAAAGGAAACUAUGCAAAAGGUCAGCAGUCCGCUUCACAAAAAAGGGUACUUUUUUUCGCUCCCUAAUUUUUUUCCCUCUUCCGUUCCAUUGGUUAUCCGUUUUUCUCUUGCUUUUCACUUGUUCCCUAUUCACUCUUCGUUUUUCUCGCAUUCUCUCGCUUUUCUAUCGCUUAAACCCAAUUUUUUUUGCGGUUAUGGAAAACAGGCAACCAUACAGACGUUCCCAGGGGCUGCAGGAAUCUGUCGCCUCUUUCCAUCUCGUUGCCAUGGUAUGAUGUUCAAUAGGAAAAAUGCAAGGCGCUCUCAUUGGCAUGUCAUGUUCUUUUCCGCUUAUCACUCGUUUUCUGUUUUUUUUAUCUCUGUCGUCGUUGUUGUUCCUUUUUGUUUCUCAACUUUCUAGUUUUUAGGAGUGACUAUUGCUGCUGCGGGUGCUUAUUUAUUCAAUUCAGAUACAAGUCGAACGAUUUCAUGGGGAUUCAUGAUCUUUGGAUGCAUCAUCUUAUUCACAAG